Molecule: messenger RNA, 1345 nt
Organism: Propithecus coquereli (Coquerel's sifaka)
Lineage: Eukaryota; Metazoa; Chordata; Mammalia; Primates; Indriidae
Gene: VWA1
Product: von Willebrand factor A domain containing 1
Exons: 3
Molecular function (GO): protein binding
Source: RefSeq, a predicted model, not a curated record
GGGGCCGGCCGCGCGGCGACGCGCCCCGCAGCCCAGGAGCCAGCGAGCGGCGAGCGGCCGAGCGCGCCUUGUCCCGUCGCGCGCGAUGCUCCCCUGGACGGCGCUCGGCCUGGCCCUGAGCCUGCGGCUGGCGCUGGCGCGGAGCGGCGCGGAACGCGGUCCCCCAGCAUCAGCCCCCCAGGGAGAUCUGCUGUUCCUGCUGGACAGCUCAGCCAGUGUGUCUCACUACGAGUUCUCCCGGGUUCGGGAGUUUGUGGGGCAGCUGGUGGCUCCAAUGCCCCUGGGCCCUGAGGCCCUUCGUGCCAGUUUGGUGCAUGUGAGCAGCCAGCCGUACACCGAGUUCCCCUUCGGCCAGUACAGCUCAGGAGAGGCUGUCCAGGAUGCCAUACGCACUGCGGCCCAGCGCAUGGGUGACACCAACACCGGCCUGGCACUGGCAUAUGCCAAGGAGCAGCUGUUUGCUGAAGCAGCAGGUGCCCGGCCAGGGGUGCCCAAGGUGCUAGUGUGGGUGACAGAUGGUGGCUCCAGCGACCCCAUGGGGCCUCCCAUGCAGGAGCUCAAGGACAUGGGCGUCACUGUCUUCAUCGUCAGCACCGGCCGUGGCAACCUCCUGGAGCUGUCGGCCGCCGCCUCAGCCCCUGCUGAGAAGCACCUGCACUUUGUGGACGUGGAUGACCUGCACAUCAUCGUCCAAGAGCUGAGGGGCUCGAUUCUCGACGCCAUGCAGACGCAGCAGCUCCGGGCCUCCGAGGUCACGUCCAGCGGCUUCCGCCUGGCCUGGCCACCCCUGCUGACCACCGACUCUGGCUACUAUGUGCUGGAGCUGGUGCCCAGGGCCGGGCCCGGGACCCCGAGACGCCAGCAGCUGCCGGGCAACGCUACGGAAUGGACCUGGGUGGGCCUCGACCCCGACACUGACUACGACGUGGCGCUGGUGCCCGAGUCCAACGUGCACCUCGUGAUGCCCCAGCACCUGCGAGUGCGCACGCGGCCGGCCGAGCCGCCCGCCUCUGCCUUCCCGGCGCCCCCCGCCCCCGAGGAGGAGGAGGCCGGGCCGGCGCGCAUCGUCAUCUCGCACGCCCGGCCGCGCAGCCUGCGCGUGAGCUGGGCCCCGGCGCUGGGCGCGCCCGCCGCGCUCGGCUACCACGUGCAGUUCGGGCCGCUGCGGGGCGGCGCGGCGCAGCGCGUGGACGUGCCCGCGGGCCGCAACAGCACCACGCUGCAGGGCCUGGCGCCGGGCACCGCCUACCUGGUGACGGUGACGGCCGCCUUCCGCUCCGGCCGCGAGAGCGCGCUGUCGGCCAAGGCCUGCACGCCCGACGGCCCGCGCCCCCGCGCGCCUCGA